Porites lobata is the source of this 6424-nucleotide messenger RNA. The record is from the annotation of a GenBank genome assembly. Lineage: Eukaryota; Metazoa; Cnidaria; Anthozoa; Scleractinia; Poritidae.
AUGGCCAAAGUUCCACCAAAGUAUGAUGACCUUGGCAAAGAGUGUAGGGAUGUUUUUGGCAAGGGAUAUGGUAAGCUGUGCAAAAAAUCAGCUAAAGUAUGUGAUUUUACAUAAGCUACCUAAUGUUAUUUUUGGUUUAUGAAAAACAAUGAAAUGGUGACCUUAUUGAUGCAAUGUAAAUUAAGUCACUAACAUUAUACAAGCAUUAAUAUAAACCAACACAUCUACAUGUACUGGUCACAUGAGUGGAAAUGUUUGUAGCAAUGUUAAUUUUUUCCCAGCAAAUGCAUCAUACAUUUGCGAUCUUUUUAUUCACUUGCAAACCUCUGAUAAUCUCAAAAUGAGAAGGUUCGUACAGGGUUAUGAAUUCUUGAAAUAGCCGUGAAAUUUGUAAAGCAGUUUUCCAGUUUCAAUUUCACAUGUAUGUUAAUGAAUCAAUGGUAUAAUAAUACCUAUUAAAAUGGAACCCCUAAAACUUUUUGGUAGAUGAAAUUGGUGUACAACCUAGUCAAAAAAUGGUAAAAGGGAAUGAUUUCUUUUUCUUACAGGAUUUGGAGCUGUCAAGCUUGACUUAAAGACAAAAGCAAAGAAUGGAGUGGUGAGUGAUUUCAGAAUCCCAAGAAGAAUAAACUGACUUUUUGGGUGAUAACAAAUUUUUGAUGAAGUACAAGGGGAAAAAGUACACUGUGUCUCCUGGCAAGAGUGUCUGCUAUAAAGCAUGACUUCAUAUCAUUUGGAUUCUCUUGAUUCUUUAUUGUUUCCAAAUUAUCAAGAUAAUGAUAUACACAGUUCUCAGAGAACUGGUUCGCUAGGACAAUCACAAUUGCUUGGAUAUGCUGUUUUUGAUCGUCUUGGUCAUCCUAAUCACCUAAAACAGCCGAAGUGAUUUUAAAAACUAAUCCAAACAAUAAUUUUACAAUGCGUACAGAAACCUGGCCGAGAACUCAACGGCUUUGAUAACAAAGACUUUGUGAGUUAUACUUGGCAUUCUUAGUAUAACUCACAAAUUUACCUUUACUUUCAGUCUAUGUGGCACAUACAAGACCUAGCAAAUUUGCUUUGAUAACAAAGACUUUGUGAGUUAUACUUACCAUACUUAGUAUAACUCACAAAUUUACCUUUGCUUUCAGUCUAUGUGGCACAUACAAGACCUAGCAAAUUUGCUGUAUACACUAGUCUUAUUUAAAAUAAUUUUAAAUAAGUGUAAACAUUUAAUACUGUAAAACUGCAAUUAUUGCAGUUUUACAGUUGUUUUUUAUCAUUCUUGUUAUAAUUGUUACCUUUUUUACAAUGUUUUAGGAAUUUGUAACAUCUGGUUCAUCAAAUAAUGACUCUGGAAAGGUUUUUGGAAGUCUGGAGACAAAAUACAAGUAUUCUGACUAUGGUAAGUGCUUUAGCUUUUUGGAAUUCACAUGUACUCUUGUAAUAGUUUGAGAAGACUUUUUGAGUUCAUUGAAAUCAUGUUAUUCUGAGUACAGACGAGUCCCAAUUCUUCCUGUGAAUUUGACAAGAGAGAGACAUUCGGCAAUCACCCUAAACAUUUGAGGGUCACCUUUUUUGCUUUCUCUCAUGAGCAAAGGUUUUGUGUGCUCAACUGACUAAAGAUGUUCACACACAUGUGGCUGUGUUGUCUAGCUGCAUAAAACUUAUAAUUUAUUAGUUUUUUUAAAAAAGGCUAGGGACAUAAGACUGCUUGGUUCUUGCAAGUUAUCAUAUAAGCAUUUGUUUAAACAUUUAGGGCAACGGAUCUAGAAAGCAUUAAAAGCAAAAAAGCCUUUGUUUGGAGAUAAAGUGAAGGAUGACAUUGGUGUGAUCCAGCCUUCUGACAAUAACAACAUCAAUGCUUUUUAGAGAUCUUUUUUUUUUCCCAACAUUCCUCAGAGAACAGUAGCUGUCGAGAAACAAAAGAUUUUCUCAGGUGAUGUAACAAUUAUGGGCUUCAAAGCUACUGAUGGCAUGUUUGAAGUUUGUUGAUGCUUGUAAAUAUUUUUACGGGUGUUUAGAAUGACAUCAUAGUGACCCUUUUUGUUCCAUUUGCUGACACUGUUCUUUUGUCUGAUGAAACAGGUAUCACCCUGUCUGACAAGUGGACAACAGACAAUGUUAUUACUACAAAUAUUGCAGUGGAAGAUCAAGUAUGUUUCAAAUAAAUUUGCAAGAGAUUUAAAGAAAAGAGUUACAAUAGUUCCUUAGGUGUUCUGUAGUUCUUAAAACACAAGAUAUUCUGAUUUUGUUAGGUACACUAAGUCGGUAAAUUUUGCUGAAGAACAUCUAAAUUAUCAACACUGUAAAAUGUAGUAAGUUUUGAAGUAGAGAGUGCAAAUACAGACUGAUUACUUACUCAGAAAAAGUCUAUAACACGUAUUUAUUAUAUUGUCAACAGAGCUCCCUUAUCACCCUCGCAUGCACAUAUUCACUGAGCCACAAGGGCACUUCCCAUGUCUAUUGCCUGUACUUGUUUUCACAAUUUAAAUUCUUGGUUGUUUUAGUAUAUUGAAUUUUCUGCCUAAAAUGUUGUAUAUAUUUCAAAGAAUGGUCUUGGAAAGUCGUUCAAGUUUUAGCCUGAGCAAUACCUGAUGUUUUGAGGGCUAAUCCCAUCAAAGUAAUGUUGUGAUUUGCUUUUGUGAAAAGUUAGUGCUGGAAACCACCUCAGCUUUUGAAUCUCCUGGCAGUUGUCAUUUUAAAAGUUUGGGUUUGCUCCUCUACCAAUGCAGCGCCACGGUUUCUUAACCCUUUCAGUUCAAAGAGUGAUCAACAAUAAUUUUCUCUUAACAGUACAUCUAUAUUGAAAUGUGUGGAGAUUGUGCAACAAAGUUUUCUUUGUGUGUUGACAUUUUAUCAGUAUCAUUCUGUGGUCUCUGCUUGGGCUAUUCAGUGCAUUUCAGGCAUGAAUGUGUUAGAUUUAUUGUUAUUUUCUUCUUCCCUGUUAUAGUUAGCUAAAGGUCUUAAGUUGGAAUUUGAUGCAAGCUUUGCACCCAACACAGGGUAAGUCUCUUGUCAAUCCAUAUUUAAGGUGGGGAAAAUGCCUUAAUAUGAUUUUUCUGUACAUAAAACUUGAUAUAGUCAUCUCUUCUGCCAUGCUUAAAGCCACUGAAUUUGUAUUUGCAAAUUGUUCUCAGUGAGUGUUGUUGGUAUUCAUUGCAUGAUUUUGUGAUAUUAGGAAGAAGUCAGCCAAGAUAAAGAGUGCAUACAAACAAGAUUAUGUGCACUGCACAGGAGAUGUUGACUUUGAUUUUGCUGGGCCAGCUAUCCAGGCUUCAGCGGUUGCUGGGUAUGUACGAUUGUUGUUGGAAGAAAAGCAUGAGAAUUUUAAUAUAGCAGCGGUGAGAAUAUGAGAAAUGCUAGUGACCACCAAGAUGAAAUGAGGAGCAUUGAAAGAAAAGGGAACAGGAACACACAUGACAUUUCCUCCAUAAGAGGUGUAACUAGGAACUUUCACGUUGUAGUUAUGUAAACAAUGUUAAAGAAAUGUAUAAAAGUAUGCUGCACUUUCAAAGUUGUUUUUUACUUUUGCUAAUAGGACCCAUUGAUUUUUUGCCAUACUAGUUGCAUCACAAGAUCCUAUUUGUUGUUUGAGUAAACUAUGAGUAUAUCAACAAGAACUUCACUUUUAACCCUGGCUAAAUCUUAAGACCAGUGAGGCAGGCAGACGGGCAGGCAGAACCUUCAGAUGAUGAUACUCUUUGUUUUUGUACAGUUUUAAGGUGAUGUUACACAGAACGAUUCGUAAUGAUAAUUUUUAACACAACACAGCAUUGCAAUGUUGGAACACAGUCCCAACCAUUUGAAACAAUGUUGCAACAAAAUGUUGCAACAGUGUUGCAAAGCUGUGGUGUGCUAAAAAUCGUCAUUGCAAAUCAUCCCAUGUAACAUCACCUUAACAUGUUUAAAUGAAACUGAGUUUGGUCAGUUUUGCCAGUGAAAAGGUUAAUGCUUCUUCGGGUUACUGACUGUAGUUGUACAGAGUAUGAAGAGUAAGCAUCAGAGUUUAAGUAGAACCUUUUCUCUGGUGAUAAUUCAUGAAGGCUGUGUAGCAUUCUCCUUAUCUUGGUAGGAAAUUUGUGUUUAAAUGCUCCUCUGUUUUUUUUGUAGGUAUGAAGGCUGGGUAGCAGGAUAUCAAGCUGCUUAUGACACUGCCAAGUCAAAACUAACUGCUAACAACUUCUCAUUUGGCUACCGAUCAGAUGACUUCAACAUUUACACUUCAGUGUGAGUAUACCUUUCUUAAUAUCUUCAGGUGGGCUACAAACUAGAAAUAGGUACGAGCUGUUGAAAAGAUUUCUGAUUUUUAGCCCAUGGUUUGAUGACAUUGUAAACCAAAAUUUUCUCAGCCAGAAACUUGAAUAUGUAGCUGGGUCCCUUCACAGAGAUCUAUUUAUGGUAAUCCAAUAUAGCAUUCCAAAAUAGUCCUGUCAUAAUGUAAUGCAGCUUUAUUAAGUGAUACAGCUGUAACUCUAUCUUGCCUAUCUUGGUUCUUCAGAACAUAUGAUUGAAUAGUUUAAGUUUCUAAUGGACGUUUUAAACCCUUUGGAAUUUUCUAGGAAUGAUGGAUCCAAAUUUUCUGGAUUAAUUUACCAUAAGGUAUCGUGCCCUGUUUUUUCUCGAUAUUUUGUCUCUGUCAGUACAGAGGUUUCAGUAGAAGCUAGGAGCUGGGUUCCUGGCACCAGUGUUUUCUGAGCAACUUUCCCUACCAAGAGAGAGGAGAAGUCGUUACUUCUCAUUGCCGUUGUAGCAAAAGAACAAACCAUGGUCCUGCAAAUAUGGCAGAUGAUAUGAAAAAAAAUUUACAUUUAUGAGUUUCUUGUGAAACGGUAGCUCAUACUGUUCCUCCAUUGUUUGACAAAGAAAUUUUGCCCCAUAGUAACCUGACAUUACACUUCUCCUCUCAAUUCAACCAAGGACAGCCUUCUAGUUAAGAAAUAGUGAAAACCCUGGUCAUUAGGUACAAGACUUUGACUUUCUUAUUGUCUAAAAAAUCACUGGCCUAUGACUAUUUUUUGUAUUCAGAGAUGGAGCCUUUUCAGAAUAUUAUUCUCCUGAAAUGUUAUACCUUCCUCUUGCUCUAGUUAUUCUUAAUGAAACCCCUGCACAUGUUAUACAAAUGAAGGGGCUCCAACUGCAAGUCAUGCAAUUUUCUAUCUCUUUAAAAUGGGAAAAAACAUCCUCAUAUCAAAUUGAAUGCCAAAAAUACUGUUUCAGUUUCGUUACUUUAGACUGUUAUUAGGCAUAGAAGCAGAGCCCCUUUAAGAACAAUGUAAACAAUCAUGUUUGUCAUGAGACGUAGAACCCCAAAACUUUGUCACUGACUAUCAGAUUUCCUUGUAGAUCAAUGGCAGUCUUGAGGCUGCAGCACAACUGAACUGGGCCUCAGGUAGCAGCAGCACUGCAUUCCAAGUUGGUUGCAAGUAUGAUGUUGACAAGGAUACAUCAGUUAGGGUAAGACAUCAUGGUGUUUUCUGCUGUUUGAAUCCUGUUAUUAAUUCUUCAUAACCAGCCGGCAUUGACCAGAUUUUUCAGAUGCAUGCAAUGUACCAUCAAUUUGAUGGUAUAUUUGCUUGGAAAUCAGGUUGAUCAAUGGUAUAUUGGCCGGGGAUCGAGGAUGCUUGGGCAAUAGUCAACUAGAAAAAAUAGCGUUCAUGGCUAUUGUAAAGCGACAAUGGCCACAGUGCACUGUUAGAGCACAGCCUUGUCUCUCAUCUCUAUGACACUGCCCCUCCAGUGUGCUCUGUGAUGUGUUUAUUGGGUCUGUAAAGUUUCAACUGAUUUUUCUCUCAAACCUCCAAUUUUAUCGUGUCCUUAACUCUGUCUUUAUGUAAUAAUAUCAAUUUAUUUAAAACAGUUAACGCUCAGUUGUUUGUCUGACCAGCCUAGAUUAGAGCGGUUUUCACUUGACUGUUGAAAGUAAUGGAGGAAUUGGUUUGGUUUUGGUUUUACUAUGCCCUUUGGUUGGCUAGUGUAUUUACUUUGGUUUUGGUUUUACGACAGUCAAGUGAAAACCGCUCUAGCAUUUGCUACCUGCAGGUUUCAGUGUGAUUACUUAAGUCAAUUGUUACGAUAAAGUUUUUUUGUUGUUGUUGUAGUGAUCAUUGUGUUAUUGAUUUAUUUAUGUAACAUAUAUCUAUUGGCUGUUUUGUAGGCCAAAGUGAGCAACUCAAGCCUUGUAGGACUGGCCUUUACCCAGCAACUGCGUGAUGGCAUCAAGGUUACUCUGUCUUCACAGAUUGACACUAAAAAUCUCAAUCAAGGAGGGCACAAGAUUGGUCUGGGUCUGGAUUUCCAAGCCUAAGCAAUUAGCUCUGCAUUGUUCUCUGACAAUAUUUUAAUUACCAAGUCCAUGCAAAAGUGUGUAUUGGAUUUUAGUGUUUUUCAACCAGUGUGAGGAAGCUUCUGAAUUUCGCGGUGAACUGCUUGUGGCUAUAAUAAC